Pelobates cultripes (western spadefoot toad) is the source of this 531-nucleotide messenger RNA. The record is from the annotation of a GenBank genome assembly. NCBI's taxonomy places the organism in Eukaryota, Metazoa, Chordata, Amphibia, Anura, Pelobatidae.
AUGGCGGACGCAUGUAACCCAGCACCACAAGACAAAGUACUUCAUGAAGCUAAUCGGUCCCACAGCAACGUGGACAAACUGGAGGAGAUAUUCAAUCGAUUCUGGACUACCCUGGAGGAACGGACGAGGCUGGAGACCGCUAGUCGCGUCCCACUGACAGGGGAAUGGAAGCUGCGUGGGGUGAGGCCUGCGGAGCACUCCAUAGGCAACUUGACACACAAGAUAGCAGUUAACUCUGCAUUACGCCUACCUGGGCCUGGAGCCACCCGGGUUCCAACCGCCAGGCACCAACCACGCCGGCGGAGAAGACGGAAAUCACCACGCAAAGCUGACAGGAUCUUCCGCAUUUCCCAGGAUGGGAAGAGGCUGGACUCAAUUAAAUACAGAGUUUGCGGCACAGAGAUGAUGGCUCCGCGAUCUACCCGGGCCCAAGGAGGUUCCCUACCAGAGUCCUCUCACAUCACCCACGCAUGGGCUCACCCUGGACUGCACAUGCCUGAAGGACAGGAGCCCAGCCGGGUAAUCGGCUGA